AAGUGAUCAACCAAUCAAACGGUGGGGCGGACGAAACGAAAUGAAAGUCCGCCACAUGUCCGCCAUAUCUACUACAUCUUCUUUCUAAUAGUGACGUUCAUAUUAUUUUGUGUUAGAUAGCGUUAUUGUGUAGAUAUUCGUUGUAUAAUUUAAUUAUUUUUUUAGUUUAUCAAAUACGCGACGGUGUAUCCAAUAUUUCGCAGACCCUCGACGGCGGAAAACACCAUGGAGUCCCCACGGAAAUUCAACGAUUGUUAUUUUUACUACUACUCCACAUGCACGAAGGGGGACAACUGUGUGUUUCGUCAUGAACCAUCAGCACUGGGCUGCGAGACAAUGUGCACAGCUUGGCAGCAGGGCAAGUGCCUUGAUAAACGUUGCAAAUUACGUCACAUGGAACUCAGGAAAAACCGCAAGCAGAUCCCAUGCUAUUGGGAGAACCAGCCUGGCGGAUGUCGUAAGAUGCACUGUCCGUUUAUGCACAAGAACCCGGACGCGCGCACCGACGGUAUCGCGCCUAGCCAGCCGGCGCCGCCUCCCCCCGUGAGACAACACAUACAUUACACGCCAUACACGCAGGUGCCGACGUCUGUGAACGUGCCGGAGCCCGUGUCGGCGGAGCAGCCCCCGAUGGGAGGUGUGGCGGCCCCCGUGCCCGCGCCUGCGCCCGUACCUCUGCUGUGGCAGCAACAGCGCCAAGUGGUGCUGGACUCGGCCAUCCUGGGCGUGCUGCCCGCGUCGAGCGAGCUGCUGAGCGGGCGGCGAGUGCUGCCCCCCCACGCCCACGAGCAGCCCGCCAACCCGUACGCGCCCAUGCCCGUCGACCCCCUCGUCGUCAACUUCGAAGAAGAGUCGGAUAAUGAAAGCGCACCCUCGUCCACGCCUACUAAAACCGUGUCGCCGGACGACGCGAACAAAGUCACUAACACUAAGACUCAGGAGUUACUGCUCCUCGAGAAGAUACAGGCGGAGGCGGCCGCGUACUACAGCUACGAGGGCCUGCCACCGCCCGACCCCAAGGAGCGCAAGAUAGUGCGCACCAACCUCGCCACCAAGUACGAGCGCGUUUCGCUCGACGAGAUCGCAGGUACCAAGCCACCCACGGAGCGCCGCGCCUCCCUCGACUUCAAGGUGCUCACGCUCGAAGAGAUCAGGGCACGCAAGAAAAACGAUACUAUCAUACACAGUAAACCCAUCACGCUCAACCUGAGUCGCAAGAGAAAGCUGUCGACACACGAAACGAUCACUACGUCAGGCAAUAAAAUACUCAAAGUCGUUAGAAGCAACUCAAUCGUGUACAAAAAACUCGAUCGGAACGCUCCUACAGUUUCAAAUCAGUCCAAAGUCGACCAAAAACAAAAUAAUGACGCUAACGAAAGAAAACGAACUUUGUCCGAACAGAGCGACAUCUAUGAAAUACAAGAGGAUGAGCUUGUGGAUAACUGUUUCGAAUUCAAAAGGAUAAAGAUUGAUGAACAAACUGCUAAACCUAAACUGAUUAGGAACAGAAUAUCUAGUGCAAAUAAAAGUACAGACGAACCGAAAUAUGAUGAUAUAGAUCUGAAUAAAACAGAUGAUUCGGAUUCAGAAGUACAAAUAGUAGGGGUUGAGUUAAGUGAAAUGAAUUCUGUAGAUUUAGAUAAGAUUGAUUCUGAUAGUGAGAUUAUAGAUGUAGAGACCACUAGGCUAGGUGAACCUGUAGAUGUAGUUGAUCUAAGUGAGGAUCAGGAUGACAGUGAGAUCACUGCCUCAGACUUGGACCUAGAUUUGAGUAGAAAUGCCGUCAUGCCAGACGUCGUAGCGAGCUGUCAUCAACAAAUUAGUAAUAAAAACGACACAAUAGAAACAAGCAUUUUAAAUGAUAUCGACAGCCUUUUGAACGAAGAAUUAUGAUUCUCACUCAUCUUAGUAUUUAGGUUUUACUUUAAGUUAAAAAACUCGUACAAAGUUUCGACUUAGGUUGUUAACAGCAAUAUUUUUAUUGCCAGAUUUUAAAAAGAUCUACAAUAAGUAGGUAGUUAUUUAUUUUAGAAUGUGACAAGCAAUAUUUGAGUGACUUAUCGAGUAGUUGUGCUAAAUAUACGUAUUUAGCGUUUGUUUAUGUUUAUAUUUUGCUGUAGUGUUAAAAGAAUUUAUUAAAAAUAAAAAAAUAUAGUGAAU
This is a messenger RNA of Spodoptera exigua (beet armyworm), 2160 nucleotides long. NCBI's taxonomy places the organism in Eukaryota, Metazoa, Arthropoda, Insecta, Lepidoptera, Noctuidae. The record is from the annotation of a GenBank genome assembly.